AUGGCUGCGAUGGGUAGUGGACGAGGGACGAUGGAUUCCCAAAAUCAAGUGCAAAGUGAUAAUGUAGAUCGUUUAAAAUUGCUUUAUCCUAAUGUGAACGAAGAUGAGACACCGCUGCCAAAAUCAUGGAGCACGAAGGACAAAUUCAGCUACAUCGGUCUAUCACAGAAUAAUCUUAGAGUGCACUACAAAGGUGGGACGCAGGGUCCGGGAAGAAGACCCCACCUGCCCUAUUUCCACUUACGCCUCUGGAUGUAUCGUCAUGGCAAAACCCACAAGGAUGCAGCCAGCGUCCGUGCCACACAUCCCAUCCCUGCCGCUUGCGGGCUUUACUACUUUGAGGUGCGCAUCGUGUCGAAGGGACGGGAUGGCUACAUGGGCAUCGGCCUGUCGGCUCAUGGCGUCAACAUGAAUAGACUGCCCGGCUGGGACAAACACUCAUACGGUUACCAUGGCGACGACGGACAUUCCUUCUGCUCGUCCGGAACGGGGCAACCUUACGGUCCUACCUUUACGACUGGUGACGUCAUCGGCUGCGGAGUGAACCUUGUCGACAAUACCUGCUUUUACACAAAGAACGGACACCAUCUCGGUAUCGCCUUCAGAGGACUUCCGGCCAAUCUAUAUCCGACUGUGGGACUUCAGACGCCUGGUGAGGUAGUAGACGCAAACUUUGGGCAGCAGCCGUUCGUAUUCGACAUUGAAGAUAUGCUGCGAGAGUUGCGUGCGCGCACGCGUCUCGCAAUUGACGAAUUCCCACUACCCGAUGAGCAGGGCCAGUGGCAGCAGGUGCUUCACAGAAUGGUGUCAUCAUAUUUGGUACACCAUGGAUACUGUGGAUCAGCUCAAUCCUUCUCCCGCGCCACGGGCCAACACAUACACGAGGAUAUCGCCUCAAUCAAGAAUCGACAACGGAUAUCUUCGUUGGUGCUAAGCGGGCGUAUCGGCGAGGCGAUAGAGAGCACACGGCGUUGGUAUCCAGGACUCUUGGAGAGAGAUCCAGACCUACUCUUCCUCCUAAAGUGCCGCCAGUUUGUUGAGAUGGUCAAUGGCACGGCUGAUGAUGCACAGCAGUGCGGUGGGACCAACCACAAUGGCGUGGCGACGUCGGUGAUAUCUCACACCUCGAGGGCGCAUUCGCCCUCCUCUGACCACCACACUCACAACGGCCUCCAUACUAAUGGUGUGAUAGAUAUAGAACUGAAACAAAAUUGUGAUGUAGAAAUGGUGCCGGCGCCACCCGCUACGGAUUCGGCCGAUUCACCCAACGGUGAGCUCGACGGUUCGGAGCCAGUGAAAGGCAUGCCGGGCGUCACCGCGUGCGUCGCCGCCCUGCUAUCGCCGCGCCGGUUCGAAGGUGAAGCUUGCCGCGUAAGCGUGGAACGUAUGCUCUCGUUCGGACGAGAGCUGUAUGCCAUGAGCCAGAAGUUGUCACAGGACCAUUUCCACAAGUCAAUGCUAGAGGAUGCCUUUAGCCUGUUAGCUUAUAGCAACCCAUGGGACAGCCCGCUGGGCUGGCAAUUAGAGCCGGUGCGCCGCGAGGCUGUCUGCGAAGCGCUCAAUUCCGCUAUACUGGAGUUCCAAGGCAUGCCGUGGAUAUCGCCGGUGGAAGCGUGCGUGUCGCACUCCCGUGAGCUCCUGCGGCGUAUGGCGCGAGCGUCCCUCGGCGCCUGUGCCUUCGCCGACCUUCCCGCACUUCUGCGCCGCUGA
Pieris macdunnoughi is the source of this 1710-nucleotide messenger RNA. The record is from the annotation of a GenBank genome assembly. Lineage: Eukaryota; Metazoa; Arthropoda; Insecta; Lepidoptera; Pieridae.